AUUCAUUCACACAGUUGGCAACAAAACACACUCUCUCUCUCUCUCUCUCUCGGUGUGUCUCUAUCUCAUUCCCGUUGUAGCAGCCACUUGGCGACACGAUGCAUAGGCAAUCCCUGGGUUCUCCCUCUCCCAAGCUCCCCAAGCUAGAGACGCUCGUCACCGACGAAGACGAUGCUCCCAAACCUCACCGUCUCAGCCUCUCCCCGCCGCCUCCACCGCCGCACAAGUUCGUCCACCUCAUUCCUGUCCUCACUCUCCUCUGCUUCUUCGUCCUCUACCUCUUCUCCCACACUCCCUCUCCAUCAGACUUGAAUCAUUUCACCGGAUUCAACCGCUCGCCAUCACACCGUCUAGAUUUGGCGGAGAAGAUCGGCGGCGACAUUGGACAAUACAUGGAUGUAAAAAGAAGCGAUGUUUUGGCGAUCCGAAGUUUGCAACAGAUUCCGAAACCUCGCCCUCACAGGAAACUCGCCGAUUUUUAAGUUCGCACGUGCUCCUCGCUGCGUAUUUCCUUAAUAUAUUCUUGUUCCCGGUGUACAUUGCGAUUUGCCUAUAUUUAUCGCUCAGAAAGAAAAAAAAUCAUUUUCACCUUCUUACAUCCUCCAUUUUUUAUAGCAUUUGGUUUUGGUAGUAUCAAUUUUAUUUUUGUUAUAUCUGUUUACGUGCUCCGGCUCAAGAUAGCAGAUGGUGCGCCGGGUGGGUGUUGUAAUGUUGGAUACAGCUGGAGUUGGGGACCGUUACUGCACCCUCGGGUUGCGAUUAAGUGCCAGCUGGAAAUAGCAGUGUUUUUUAUGUCAGGUGUGUUGGCUCAUGACGGGGAGGAUUUUUUCCAUCACCGCUGGGUGCAUAGGGAAUCCGCAAAACCGUGAAGAUUAUUAUUAUUAGGUACACGUGUCGUCGUUUGGGGAAUGAAAUGGAGAAGGCACAAACAUAGGAAUAGGGUGCAAAAGUGUCGGUGCUUAAACUCAAUUUGAAAUGAAAGCGUGUGUGUGCGUGGCCGUGGAGGCUUUCUUGCUGCGUUUGGUGUGGGAAGAUUGAUGAAACGGCGUCGUGGCAGGAAUAAUGGUGAAUGAAUACGAUGGGGGCAUGAUCGGGUGCAGACGAUGAUGGUGUGUGUCUAGUACGUGGGACAUGCCUGGGGUUUUUUGAUUGGCUGGUCUCUAAUCAUAUUCAAAGAUAGGAUAGGGAUCAUCAUAUAUCAAAUCAAAUUAUGGAUAUAGUAUUGCUUUUCCUAUUUUCAUAA
Messenger RNA from Glycine soja, 1243 nucleotides. RefSeq lists its product as uncharacterized. The transcript is spliced from 3 exons. The record is from RefSeq and is a predicted model, not a curated record. NCBI's taxonomy places the organism in Eukaryota, Viridiplantae, Streptophyta, Magnoliopsida, Fabales, Fabaceae. The coding region runs from base 99 to 482 and encodes 127 amino acids.